AUGAAGUAUUUUUGGUGAGUGAAAACAAGAUGGCAGCAUGGUCCUGGGUGUUUUGGAUGAAAAAAUUAAGCAGUGGACAGAGGUCGUUUUUGAAAUUUGGAAUGCCUAUGGUGCUUUUGGUUGUUCUCGGUUCUGUCGGUUUGUCUGAGUUCACAGAGAUUAAGAUGAAGAAGCGGGAUGAAAAAGUCAGAAAGCUAAAUUAUGAAGAAACCCAAAAGUUUCAUGUGAGGAGAAAAGAAAAACCAUUGACAUUGGAGGAUGCUUACAAAGAGGUUCAAGGUAUGGACAUUGGUGAUUGGGAAAAUAAAAGGGUACCAAGGCCUUGGUCUGAAGAUAAGUAAUAUAGGAAUUCGGGCAAACCAUAGUUGAUAGGUCAUGGCGUUUUUUAACAAGUAAACCCCACAAUCCAAUGUUUACAGCAACACAUGUGUAAACGUGGCUAAAAACAUCUGUGAAUUUACACAAACAUUGGCAAAUUACU
This is a messenger RNA of Dendronephthya gigantea, 481 nucleotides long. Its product is annotated as cytochrome c oxidase assembly protein COX16, mitochondrial-like. The record is from RefSeq and is a predicted model, not a curated record. Gene Ontology annotation, cellular component: mitochondrial inner membrane. Gene Ontology annotation, biological process: mitochondrial respiratory chain complex IV assembly. Bases 30 to 341 code for a protein of 103 amino acids. NCBI's taxonomy places the organism in Eukaryota, Metazoa, Cnidaria, Anthozoa, Malacalcyonacea, Nephtheidae. The transcript has 4 exons.